Rhinichthys klamathensis goyatoka is the source of this 1923-nucleotide messenger RNA. Its product is annotated as zinc finger MYM-type protein 1-like. Gene Ontology annotation, molecular function: protein dimerization activity. The coding region runs from base 226 to 1923 and encodes 565 amino acids. The record is from RefSeq and is a predicted model, not a curated record. The transcript has a single exon. NCBI's taxonomy places the organism in Eukaryota, Metazoa, Chordata, Actinopteri, Cypriniformes, Leuciscidae.
GAUGGUCAACAAGACUGGAUCAAUAUUGGCACAUUACUUAAGCAACAUGAAAACAGCCCCGAUCAUGCUAAAAAUGUGCUGUCUUGGAAGGAGCUAGAAGUCCGUCUACGAAAAGGGGAGACAAUAGAUCAGACUGAAUUGUCCCUCUUAGAGGCAGAGAGAAACAGGUGGAGAGAGGUCCUCAUUAGGCUUGUGUCAAUCAUACAAUCUCUAGCAGAGAGGAACAUGGGUCUUAGAGGAUCUGUUGAUACGUUACAUGCCAACAAUAAUGGUAACUUCCUAAAAGAGGUGGAAUUACUAGCGAAGUUUGAUCCGGUUUUAAAAGAGCAUGUACGACGUAUUGACAGUGGAGCAAAUCACACAACAUACUUAGGGAAAACAAUACAAAAUGAGCUUAUCGCUUGCAUCAGUGACACCAUUCUCCGUACAAUUGUUGUUCAAAUCAAGGAGUCAAAGUAUUUUUCCCUGAUUUUGGACUGCACUCCAGAUGUCAGCUACCAGGAGCAGAUGUCUGUUGUGAUCCGUACAGUCGACCUAAAAAACACACCAGAAAUCAGAGAGCACUUCCUGGGGUUCCUAUUAGCCCAUGAAUCAACUGGACUCGGCUUAUCCACACUGAUUCUAAGAAGGCUAGAGGAGCUGAACAUCCCCUUUGAGGACUGCAGAGGACAAUCUUAUGACAAUGGUGCCAACAUGAAAGGCCGAAAUAAAGGGACACAGGCCAGGCUGUUGAAGAAGAAUCCUCGAGCUCUCUAUGUACCUUGUGCAGCCCACACAUUAAAUCUGAUGGUGGCAGAUUCAGCCAAGGGGUCAGUGGAUGCUACUAACUUCUUCGGAGUGGUCCAGAAAUUGUACACCUUAUUUGCAGCUGCUUCCCAGAGGUGGGCCAUCUUAAAAGAUCAUGUGGACCUCACUGUCAAGGCCUGGAGUGAAACAAGGUGGGAGAGCCGAAUUAACAGCAUUGAGCCUUUACGCUACCACACCGUCAAAGUCAGGGAAGCUUUGCUUGAGGUGAGGGAAAAGACAAAUGACCCUAUGAUUAGAAUCGAGGCCCAGUCCCUGGCAGAAGAAAUUGGAUCAUUUAGGUUCCAGAUCUGCACAGUUGUCUGGUAUGACAUUCUAUCAAAAAUUAACACAGUUAGCAAACUCCUUCAGUCCGUCAACAUGCAGCUGGACAUAGCAGUAAAUCUCAUAAAUAAAACCAAAGCAUCUCUACAGACCUACAGGGCAACUGGGUUUGUAGAUGCUCAGACCACUGCAAAAGAGCUCUGUGAAAACAUGAAUGUUGAGGCAGUGCUGAAAGAGAAGAGGCUGCGAAGUACAAAGAAGCACUUUACCUAUGAGGCAGCUGACGAGGUAGUGAUCACUGCAAUGAAGAGACUGGAAAUAGGAUUUUUCAAUGUUGUGGUGGAUUGUAGCAUCCAGUCUUUGGAGGACCGAUUCAAGUCAAUGGGGGAAGUAAAAGAUAAAUUCGGAGUGCUCCUGAACUUCCACAAACUAGAUGAAGAGUUACUCAAAGAGCAAUGUGCCCAGCUCGGAAAAACACUCACCUGCGGAGAAGAGGCAGAUAUUGAUUGGAGAGAGCUAGCCAUGGAGAUGCAGAGCCUUCCAGAGCUUCCAAAAGAAGUCACGACAGCGUUGGAGCUACUUAUUCAUAUACAUGAAAGGGGGCUGUGUGAGUUAUACCCAAAUCUUUGGGUAGCGCUGAGGAUAGCCUGCACUCUUCCAGUGACAGUGGCAACUGCAGAGAGAAGCUUCUCUAAGCUAAAACUCAUAAAAACCUUCCUGAGGUCCUCCAUGUGUCAAGAACGCCUGAGCGGAAUGGCAAUGAUUAGCAUCAAUCACCAGAUAGGCAGCCAAAUCUCAUAUGAUGAGGUUAUAAAUGACUUUGCAUCCAGGAAGGCCAGAAGAGAACAAUUUUGA